AUGGAACAAACUAGGAGUGAUACAGACUUCUUUCUCUCUACAGAUGAGAUAGUUUCUAGUUUACCGCUGCAGAUGUCCCUCUACUUCAACGUUUAUUUUUUCCCAUUUUGGUGGCUCAGCACAGUUGUCAUGCUCCAUCUGAAGUAUCCAGUCUUGUCAGAUUACUACAAGUUCAUCCUGGUCACAGUCAUGAUCCUAGCCUCUCUAAUAGAGGUCAUUCGACUCUACCUGGGAUACAUGGGCAAUCUGCAGGAGAAGGUCCCUGAGCUGGCUGGGUUUUGGCUUCUGAGCCUCCUCCUGCAGUUGCCUAUAAUUCUCUUCUUGCUAUUUAAUGAGGGUCUGAACAUUCAGCCGCUGGAGCGAGCAGUCCACAUCAUCUUCGCCGUCUUCCUCACCUUCCAAGUCAUCACAGCUUUUGUCACCCUGAAAAGAAUGGUGAACAAACUGGCAACUCGCUUCCGCCUUAAUGAAUUUGACCAGCUGGAGAACCAUCCUGUGCCUGAUUUUUACAGCCUGGGUGGAGAAGAGGGAGCAGUUUCCAUGGCUGGUAGGGGCCCCAGCACUGGCUGGGGAUCACGCGCCAAGGGUGUGAGAAGCUAA
Tauraco erythrolophus (red-crested turaco) is the source of this 600-nucleotide messenger RNA. Lineage: Eukaryota; Metazoa; Chordata; Aves; Musophagiformes; Musophagidae. The record is from RefSeq and is a predicted model, not a curated record.